Molecule: messenger RNA, 984 nt
Organism: Juglans regia (Persian walnut)
Lineage: Eukaryota; Viridiplantae; Streptophyta; Magnoliopsida; Fagales; Juglandaceae
Product: protein MARD1-like
Exons: 2
Coding region: 216-671 (151 amino acids)
Source: RefSeq, a predicted model, not a curated record
UUUGGGACGACAAAGCGCUCUAACUGGGGACCACGGUAGCCUAUAUAAACCUGCCAUGAAGCCUCACACAACCACCUCACUAAAGCACCCUGCUUUUUCGCCCCCUCCCGCUCCUCCUCUCUCUCACUCUCUCAGCUUUUCACAGUUUCAUUUCUGUGCUGUCAUCGCUAUCUGCCUCUAUCUCUUUCUAAAACCCUACCUUUCUCUUAGUAAGGAUGGCGGCUAAACGCUCGCGAAUCGCUCGCUCCUCCAGCUUCGGUGACACCAGCGUUCUCAACCAGGUCCUACCUCCGCCGACUACCGCCUCGCCGGAGCUCCGUUACGAUGUGCGUAAGGCUCCCUCCACUGCAAGGCCACCGCCUAGCGUUUCAGUGGAGAGCAAUCAUCCUCCGCCGGGGAUUCUGACAUUGGCGCACCCGGAUGUUGAGCAGGACAGCCUUGUGGGGCAAGUUGGUAAUUUUCUUGAGAAAUGUUACCGCUGCAAGAGGAGCAUUUCCGAGAAUGAUGAAGUCUUCAUGUACAGCUACUUGCGUGCAUUUUGCACCUCUGAAUGCCGUGCCAAACAGAUUGACAUGGACAAGCUGGGGGAGGAAGUGUUUGGGCAAUCAAUAGAAAGCAAGACUCAAAGUGGCAAGAAGAAUAAUGUGAAGUUGUUUGGUGUUCAACUGUGAAAAUGAGCAUCUUUGUUAUCUCAAAUAUAAGUAGCUGGUACUAACUUUUGUGGUGCAUAGCUGUCAGGUUUUUUGUGAUUGGCAUGCACUUUCUGCAUAGAAUGAGCAUCAUAUGCUAUUAGAUUCUCCUGGUUGCAAUAUCGUUUGGCCUUGUAUAGUUACAGUAGUUUGUCUAGGCUCAGGACUGUGUUCUUGAAGUAAUGACUUUGACUGUGAGUUUCUUUUCAGUUCUCUGUAUUGCAAUUAGGUAUCGACUUGUGCAUGUACUAUGGAAUAAUAUAGGAUCAUUGAAAUAUAUUACCAUGUUAAACUA